Molecule: messenger RNA, 843 nt
Organism: Gongylonema pulchrum
Lineage: Eukaryota; Metazoa; Nematoda; Chromadorea; Rhabditida; Gongylonematidae
Source: the annotation of a GenBank genome assembly
AUGGGCUGGAUAAAGAUAUCUCUGAAAAGGUGUGUGAAACUGCAACUCGCUCCUGGCCUUCCGGAAAAAGCACAGACAAACUGCAAGCUUGUUGGCGGAACGUUGUUGAACCUGAUAAUUGACAAACAACUCAGUCAAGAAACCGUGGAUGACCUCGUAUACUUAUUACAAGAUGUGUAUAAUGGUGGCUAUCGAGAAGAGGCCUGGCUGGUGAGCAGCAGUGAGCAGCCAACUGUCAGUAUGGACAAUACUGCUUCCAGAUAUGCAUUACUGCGCAGACUACCUAAUAGGACAUAUCAUGUAGAACAUAACUAUUCUGUACAAACAGCGUAUCCGUUUAUUUGCACUUUAGAUGUAUUCAGUCGACGGAAGUUGCUUUUUCAACAAAGUCAAUUGCCAAAAGGCUCACCAAGGAUAGUUGUGCAUCCAGACAACGAAUAUCAUUAUGUAAAAAGAGGAACAAACGUAUACUUGUCGCUGCCCUGUGUUGCCACUGGGAAUCCAUUACCUCAAAUCCGAUGGCUUAAAAGCGGUGUUGAAGAGAUACGGUUAUCUUCGAAUGGAAGUUCAUCGUUGUUAUCUGGUGGCUCAUUACUUUUGCCUCUGGAAGCUGGAACCGAUUCUCUGGAUGUACUGCAAGCAAGCUAUCACUGCACUGCAGAAAACAGUUUAGGAAUUGUACGGAGCACUGUUGCCGUUGUACGAUCAGCAUUCAUAGCUGCCUUUCCUGAUAAACGGCAUGAUGUCUACUCUGUAAAUUAUCCACACACUGGUGCUCGAAUUGUAUGCCAAGCUCCGCCACAUUAUCCUAGUAAGUUUCAAAUUAUUUUCUUUAAAAAGUAA